AUGGAAGUCAAACCAAUCAGUCUCCACAGACCGAAUGACGAGGAUUUGAAUAGCAAUAGCAAUGGCACCACCGUCAGUAGCAGCAGCACUGAAAGUGUAAGUGAACACGUUGAAGAGCAGCAGCAAGGCGAACAGGAAGCGGAAGGGGUAGCGGAAGGGGAAGCGGAAGGGCAACAGGAAGAGCAACAGGAAGAGGAAGAGCAAGAGCAAGAGCAAGAGCAACAGGAAGGUGAAGAAAAAAGUGCUCCAGGUGAUGAAAAAGAGUCUAAGGAUGCAAUUCAAGAACAAGAGGAAGGGGCUGCCCCAGACCAAGACGAUGAAGAUGAAGCUGGGGUUGAAGUUGAAUUGCACAACGACGUGGACUAUGACCCAGCAACUGCAUUGUCCAGUGACGACUCCAAGUUCGUCCCAUCUGAAGCACCCAACAAUGGUGAAUCGAACGACGAGGAAGAUGAAGAUGAAGAUGAUUAUGAUCCGGAAUUAGCAUUGGAACAGCUGCCGCUUCCAACUCACCAAGACACAAAUAAAGAGCCGCCCAAAUCACAAACACUUCCACCUCCACCUCCACCCCCAUCUAACCUCAAGGGUAAACCCGCACCAGUCGGAUUGCCCCCAAAGCCUCCAGUAAUGGCCGGAUCUCACAAAAAGGUCGUUUCUCCAACACCAGCAACAACGCAAAUCCCUGACCCCCAACACAAGCUAAAAGAAGCCUAUGAUGCCGUUAUGCAUAGCGAGAUUGCAAAAGACCCCAACUUUGUCAAUUUGCCCCAAGAUGAGCAAAUGAAGUUGAUUAUAGACCAGCUCAACAAACAAGGCGUGUCCUUGACUUCGUCCAACAAAGCCAUGAAUUAUGACCAAGUGUAUUCUUACAAUAAGCCAUUCAAGAACUUGAAGGACCCCAUUCCAUUGGUCCCUGUUAAUGAAUACUGUCGUCGACCCAACAUCACUGCACCCAUGUCCCGCGAGGAAGAGCACGCAUAUGAAGAGUUUAUCAAGCAAGAAUCAUACUAUAUGAACUUGCAGAACUGGGACGAGUUCCCCGACAAGCUGAGAUUGUUUAUUGGGAACUUACCAGCAAACACCAUUUCCAAACAAGAUCUUUUCCGGAUCUUUAGCCAAUACGGAGAUGUGAUUCAAAUCGCCAUCAAGGCCGGGUAUGGCUUUGUUCAGUUUCGAACUGCCGAGGCAUGUUUGGAGUGCAUUAAGGGAGAGACCAAUGUUCCUUUACACAAUAAGAUUUUAAGGUUGGAUGCCAGCAAACCACAAAAGUCAAGACGUCCUGGCAGACCCGAGAUAAAUAAUCCUAAUUUGAGUUCCAGGGGCCGUGAACGGGUCCGAGAGGAUGAAUUGUCUCCCCAGAAUAAACGAAGAAAGAUGAAUGUCGAUUGUAUGGUGUACAUUACUGGUAAAUCGUCUGUGUUUUUUGUCAGACAGGUCAAGAAGGCAUUUUCAAAUUGUCAAGUGAUGAUUGACACCGAAGAUAUCACCCAUCGUAAUCUCAGUGACGUCAUUAGUGAAGCUGCAUAUUCUGGUGUGCUUGGUGCCUGUGUUGUGAAGGAAUUCAAAGUUGACGUGCAAACAUUUGAAAGCACCCCGGAUGGAGGAAUCAAGUUUGAUGAAUAUGCUGACGUUGAUCCUGAAGUGGGCGCUGAUUUGAUCGCCAAGGCCAAGAAUAAACGGUAUGGAGGUAACCCACCAACCUAUUACCCUCAAGAUGUUAGUUAUAAUGCACCCCCUGAGCCGGCACCGUAUCAACAGCCACAACCUUAUGGAGUUGACCCAUAUUAUAAUGAACCCAUGCACAGUAACCAUUAUGACAGAGAUCGUAAGCGAGGAAAACGUGGUGGAAGAGAUCGGAAGCAUCGUGACAGAGGUAGAAGCGGGUAUUCCAAUCAAGGUUGGGAUCAACAGCCUCAGUCACAACCCUAUGGCUCGAGUUCUUCUCCAUAUAACCAAUAUAACCAGCCUGUUCCUUCUCAACCUCAGUUCCAACCACCUACCCUGCAACCAUAUAGGUUUGCACAGCAAGCCUCCGCCCCCGCACCUGCUCCCACCCAACUGGAUCAAGCUGGGUUGAUGCUGGCAUUGCAAGGAUUGAAUCCUUCCCAAGUCCAGGGAAUGAUUAGCUUGUUACAACAACAACAACAACAACAACAGCAGCAGCAACAACAAACACCUCCUCAGCAACACUAUAACCAGGGUGGAUACGGUGGACAUGGUGGACAAUACAGUAAUAACUACGGGGGAGGCAAUCAAGUAAAUGCAUUACUUUCUCAAUUGCAAAACAGACAGGGAUCAUCCUAUUCUUCUCAACAGCCACAACAAUCGCAGCAGCAGCAGCAGCAACAAGGAGGAUCGAGCACGCAAUCACUUAUGGAAACAUUGGCUCGAUUGGCACGAAAGUAG
This is a messenger RNA of Spathaspora passalidarum NRRL Y-27907, 2406 nucleotides long. It is a transcript of the gene NAB3, whose product is annotated as Nab3p. The record is from RefSeq and is a predicted model, not a curated record. Lineage: Eukaryota; Fungi; Ascomycota; Pichiomycetes; Serinales; Debaryomycetaceae. The transcript has a single exon. The coding region runs from base 1 to 2406 and encodes 801 amino acids. Gene Ontology annotation, molecular function: RNA binding.